AUGGCACAACCCAAUCUCGAUGAACGCAUCCAAAUCGACACAAGCGAUGACGACUCCCUCUUCGAAACCCAAACCCUCGCAGGCUCAAAUCUCUCCUUUGCCUCCUCCGUCCGAGACUACAGCUACGAAAACGGUCGCCGCUACCACGCCUACCGCAAUGGUCAAUACCCCCUCCCAAACGACGAAGAAGAACAAGACCGUCUAGCGCUACUGCACCACCUCUUCAAACUUGUCUCGGGCGGGGAUCUGUACCGUGCACCAAUCCAAAGCUCCGACCCCCGUCGCAUUCUCGACAUCGGCACCGGCACCGCCGAAUGGGCCAUGGAAAUGGCCGAAGAUUACCCGCAGGCGGAUAUCAUCGGCACCGAUCUCAGCCCCAUCCAGCCGAACUGGGCACCGCCUAAUUGUCGCUUCUUUGUUGAUGAUGCCGAGAGUGAUUGGACGUUUUCGCCUGGUGAGGCGUUCGACUUUAUUCAUUCAAGGUCUAUGAGCGGUGGCAUUGAGGACUGGCCGAGGUUGCUCAAGCAGGCGUAUCAGCAUCUCAAACCCGGCGGUUGGUUUGAGGCGCAGGAGUUUGACGGUUGGGUUACUUCCGACGAUGGGUCCCAUGAGCGUGCGACUGCUAUUACUAGGUGGCAUGACUUGUUGGGUCAGGCUGGUAAGAAGUUUGGGAAGCCGAUGGAUAUCGCCCCGAAGAUGGUGCGGUGGAUGGCUGAACAGGGGUUUGCGAAUGUUACGGAUGAUAUUUAUAAAUGUCCUAUUGGUGGUUGGCCCAAGAAUCGUCGCUACAAAGAAAUCGGUCGCGUCGGCAAAAUGGUUAUCUUGGAAGCUGUCGAGCCGUACUCGCUCGCUCUCUUCACUCGAGUACUGGGCUUCUCGUACCAGGAUGCACAGGAGUAUAUGGAAAAGGUGCGAGCGGAGCUGUUGAACAACAAGAACCACCUUUAUGUGCGCUUCCAUUUUGUCUAUGGGCAGCGGCCUUUCGACGAUGAAACCAUUGAUUCCGAGGCAUCUUGA
Molecule: messenger RNA, 1017 nt
Organism: Penicillium coprophilum
Lineage: Eukaryota; Fungi; Ascomycota; Eurotiomycetes; Eurotiales; Aspergillaceae
Product: class I SAM-dependent methyltransferase
Exons: 3
Coding region: 1-1017 (338 amino acids)
Molecular function (GO): methyltransferase activity
Source: RefSeq, a predicted model, not a curated record